UUCAGCGAAUUAAUCAUCAUUCAUUGAUUAAUUCUAUGCUACAUCAACAGAUGUUAUUCAUGGUUAAGUUGCUCCUAGUAAAUUCCAAUGAGCGUUGGCCAAGUGCCAGUUCAGACCAACCAAAGUGACUGUUACUGAGAUCACUUUAACCUGGCACUGUGUCCGGUAUGCACUUGUUGAGAAAAGUACAAACAACUAGCUAAAGGCUGACUGGCAGCUGAUACUCAAUGCUCCUAUUCGACUGCAGCAGGAGGGAAGAGGAAGAAGGCUCUACUGACAAAGUAAGUCCCUACUUUGCUAAUUUUGUCUUUGCAAAAACCACCUGUCCCCUUUUGUCCUCCCUAUAGACUUUCUAUGUCCUCUCCCUCCUUUACAGGAGGAUGAUCUGGCGAAUACGGCGUCGCUCCAGGACAAUCUGUCUGUCCUUGGCGCUUUUCUCCAUUGUCCUGCACCUCCUUCUGGCGCUUGCCUCGCUAUCCUUGUACCGCCAGCCCUGUGACCUUCUGCUGGCCCCAGGGACACAUGUCUCCAAACACCUGCUAAACAAAAGCAACUUCACGGGUAUUGACCGACCGACCAAAUUACCAGCUGAUACCAAGGACCGUGUUGGAACAUUUCGUGACAAACUCCUGUCAGCGAAAGGUGGAAGGAUUCCGCCAGUGAAAGAGCCCCUUGUUGAAUACGUGGCGGCUGGCCUGUCAAAACUGGCGGCGCUGUUUGACCAUCCCCUUUACAAUGUUCCCACCUCGGCUACAACUGAAGAUGACUGGCUGCUGAAGGUCAAACCAAAGAUGAAGUCUGAAAGGAGUUCACAGAUCUGGGCAAGUGCGAGUGAGGAAGGCUACGACAAUGUCCACUGGAACAGCAGCAGCAACACCCACCCCCCCUGGCUGCGCUUUCACCUCGGCAUAUCACGCUGGCAACUCUACCCCCAUAAGGACCCCAACAUGGACUCUGUGAUCCAACAGCUCGCCACUCACCACAUCGUUAGUGCAGUGCAAAAGAGUGGAGGUACACAGCUGAAGCUGGUGAUGUCAUUCCCAAACUACGGGCAGGCGAUGUUCAAACCCAUGAAGCAGCAGAGAGAUGAGGAAACAGACUACAACCUCUACUACUUCUCUGACUUUGAGCGACACAAUGCUGAAAUUGCAGCCUUUCACUUGGACAGGAUUUUGGGUUACAGGAGAGUUCCUCCUGUCGUCGGGAGGCAAGUGGACGUGGUCAAAGAGAUCAAAGACAUCACCACUGAUCACAAGCUGGCUCGGACGUUUUUUAACUCCCCCGUGGGGAACGUGUGCUUCUACGGCCAGUGCUCCUACUACUGUUCAACAGAGCACGCCAUAUGUGGCCAGCCAACGAACCUGGAGGCCUCCUUGGCCCUCAUGCUACCCGACCUGUCCCUUGCCACCCGGAGGAGCUGGAGGUCCCCCUGGAGACGCUCCUACAGCCGCAGCAAGCUGGCAAAAUGGGAGACAGACGCAGAUUAUUGUUCCACCAUUAAACAAACAGCACCAUACAACAAGGGCACCAGACUGGUGGAUUUCAUGGAUAUGGUCAUACUGGACUUCCUCAUGAGCAACAUGGAUAGACACCACUAUGAAACCUUUGAGAAGUUCUCCAACAACACUUUCCUAUUGCACCUCGACAACGGACGAGCAUUUGGACGUCACUCCAAGGACGAGCCCUCGAUCCUCAUACCAUUGGAGCAGUGUUGCAGACUUCGUCGUUCCACCUGGCUACGCUUGCGCCUCCUGUCUCUGCCACAGUACCGCCUCAGCGACGUCAUGCGGGCCUCGCUCUCCCAUGACCCCCUUCAUGUCGUUGCCCCGCUGCUUUCUGAGCCCCACUUGGCUGCUCUGGAUCGGCGCUUGAAAACCGUGCUGGAGACCGUAAGUCAAUGCGUGAAGCAACAGAGCGAGGAGAACGGUGAUGGGGUCUUCUACGACGACCUUGACCUCCUCAAGGACAUGUAAACGCCCACUGCGUUGAGCAGUCCCACCUUAUAUGAUAUGUAAGUCAUUAUAAUCACCUAUUGAGGCAUCAGUUGUAUUUCAUGUUUACACUUAUGAACAAAAGUAAUGGGACAGCAGGCCUUCAAAAGACCUAUAUGUUAAAUAUUUGGUAAUGUAAGCUGAAAUGGAGUCUGGAUGCCUCAUUAUAAGGUCGUAUAACCCAGUGAUUUUCAACAACUGUGUGCCGUGAGGAAUUAUUCAAUAUCGCUUUUUUAAUUAACAUGUAUUAAUAAUUUUCUGCAAAUAUUAUGUCAUUGUCGCGUGUCAUUGGUGUAAAGACUGGCAGAGCAAUGCAAUAUUCGUCUGUGUGGCAACACGUAGCUGAUUGCCUCGUUCCUCUAAUAGACUUAGUGAUGCACGUGAGAGGUAGUGGUGACAUUUUGUAAUAUUGUUGUUUAAAUUUGUAUGCGGAUCAAGGAAAAAGCUGAAAGAAGCAAAUAAUGUUGGUUAUUGGUGUGCCGCAAAAUUUUUCCAACGUAAAAAACAUUCCGUGGCUCAAAAAAGGUUGAAAAACACUGGUAUAACCACAUGACUACUCCCAGCCAAUCAGUGAGAAAGGCUAAUAAUGAUAAUGGAAAAAAAAAAUUCUCGCAUCAUUUUAAGUUUUUUCAUCAUUCUAAAAAGUCACAAUUAUUUGCACUUUAUGUAUUUUAAUUGAGUGUCCUUCAAGGCCUUUUUGUGUGUGCAAAUGCAUAUUAAAGCCAGAACUAAUGAGUGUACAUCGUUGGUCGUCUGGCUGUCCUCAGCCUC
Molecule: messenger RNA, 2762 nt
Organism: Doryrhamphus excisus (bluestripe pipefish)
Lineage: Eukaryota; Metazoa; Chordata; Actinopteri; Syngnathiformes; Syngnathidae
Product: extracellular serine/threonine protein kinase FAM20C-like
Biological process (GO): enamel mineralization; protein phosphorylation
Cellular component (GO): Golgi apparatus
Molecular function (GO): phosphotransferase activity, alcohol group as acceptor
Source: RefSeq, a predicted model, not a curated record